Messenger RNA from Opisthorchis viverrini, 273 nucleotides. RefSeq lists its product as hypothetical. The record is from RefSeq and is a predicted model, not a curated record. The transcript has 3 exons. Lineage: Eukaryota; Metazoa; Platyhelminthes; Trematoda; Opisthorchiida; Opisthorchiidae. Bases 1 to 273 code for a protein of 90 amino acids.
AUGAAUCGUGCUUCCUUGAAAUGCCCGAAUGCUGAUCAGAUUCGGUCAUGCUUCUGUGGCAUGGCGGAACACUCAUCGGCUUUUGCUAAAAAUCGUCGUAGGCGCUUACCUCCAGAAAAUCAUUGUCCCUUGGUGCUUCAGUGGCGUGCAUACUACACUUUUGGCGACCACGCCAGGAUGGUUACCACACUAGUGGGCCUACCACAAGGACCCCGGCUAUACACAGGUGCACACAAGCCUCAAAAACACGGUGCUCCCUCCGGUGUCGUGUAA